Molecule: messenger RNA, 3542 nt
Organism: Prorocentrum cordatum
Lineage: Eukaryota; Dinophyceae; Prorocentrales; Prorocentraceae
Source: the annotation of a GenBank genome assembly
UGAAGAGCUGCUGGAUCUUGACGCCCAGCAGGACGUGACGGCUGCGCGGUUCUCCGACCGCCGCUGGCCCCCUCCAGGUGGAGUCCCGCGGGCGGAGUGCCACCGCUUUCGGGCAGACCUGGGGGCGGCCGACCUGGCGGCUCGCGAGGCCGAGGCCGUGGCUCCCGCGAACGAGAUCUACGUCGCGCAGGGGAGGGCCAACGGCCGCCCCGCGGUGCCGCCCCCAGGGGGAGCCCUGAGGCUGCUGGCGGAGAUCCUGGCCGAAGGUGCCGCCGCCCUCGCGGGGCCGCCGCCAGUGAGGGAGGCCGAGGAGGCUGGCGCUGCUGCCCCAUUGGGGGCCGACGCUCGCAUCCUGCACCUGCAGAUGAUCGGGUCACCCGAGGGCUCACCCGCCGCAGGCGGGCCGUCAGAUCAUUAUCAGUUCUUCAAGCAGGUGCACGAUCUCACGAAGACCGACCGGGGCGUCGACGCCCAUGGAGUGAUCUUGAGGAUGUUAGAGAAAGCGGGGUGCUACGACGGCCUCGACGCGACGAAUGUUGCUGCCCUCGAGGUCGCGAUGCGCCAUGCCCAGCUCGCGGAGCACGUCUAUGCCCAGGACGCCGCGGGCAGCGGCAAGGGCAAGAGCAAGCAGAGCAAUGGCGGGGGGCUCCAGGAUCGGAUCGGGCUGGUGGACGAGGCCUCCGUGUUCCUGGGCGCCCACCGCGACACGGGCGAGGCGAUGAUCGCCCCCGACUUCCUCGACUACGCGGCGAAGGAGGUGGAGAGGGAUGCAUCGGUGACGAAGCAGGCCGAGCGCGUGCUCCAGGUCCGCAAGGCCUGGUCGCAGCUCGGUCCGCCGCCGCCCGACAUGGAGCCUGCGGGAGCCUUGGAUGACCUCCGAGGUUCGCGGCGACACGAUUGGGAGCCGUCAGUCGUCGCCCCGUUCGACGUGCACAACCUCUCACUCCCACCCGUUGGUUUCGAGCCCGUUGACUUGGAAUUCGCUGGGGGCGCGGUGGGCAGAUUCAUCGUCGACCGUCUGAGAGAGAAGCUCUUGCCAAGAGGGCAAGCGGAGAUCAAGAAGGUGGAGGCGGGCGUCAGUCGUCCGCAUUGGGAUCCUGCGCUUCGCCAGCGGCCGCGCGCCUACGCCGCCUCCCUCCGGCGGGCCGAGGCGGCGGGGCCCAUCGAGCGCCGACGCUCGGCGGAGACGGAGGCGGGCGCGCCCUCGGCCUGGAAGAAGUCGGGGGAGCAGAGAGUGAUUAUAGAUGCUGGGAUCGCGAACUGCGCCUUCGACGAGCCCGACUCCGCGGGGCUCGCCACGGGGCAGGUCGCCCUCUACGCGACGCUGCUGCCCCGUGACCUCAGCGCGCACUUCGGCCUCGCCCCCGUUCGCGCUGGCACGGUGAACGCGACCUGCGUCGAGGGCGAGGCCGCGAGCGCGCAGGAUCACAUCGUGCCCUGGCUGAACGCGCUGACGAUGGGCUGGACGCAGGCCGUCUGGGCGCGCCAGACGCUACACGAGGCCGUCAUCGACCGCUCGACGAAGAUGGGAGAUGAAGAUCGGCUUCGGGGCUCCGCGCCCCCGCCCUCGCUCGCCCCAGGCCUGCACACGGAGCACGUGGACAACUUCGUCGCGCUGAGCCAGGACGCGGAGGAGGUGAAGGACCGCGCCCUGUCCGCCACCCAGGCGCUGCAGGAUGCCGGGCUGCCCACGCACCCUCCGAGCUGGGGCGCGGGGGGCGAGAGGCUGGGCUGGCACUUCUCCGAGCUCGAGGCCGCCGUGGAGGUGGCCCCUCGGUCCGCCUGGCGCCUCCGAAUGGGCCUGCUGGCCCUAGCCGACAGGAGGUUCGUCAGCGGUCGGGAGCUGUCGAGCGUGCUCGGCCACUACACUUUUCGAGCCCUGCUUCGCAGGGAGCUCCUCAGCGCCCUCUCGGCGAGCUACGCGCACGUCGAGGUUUCCGGGGAGAGGUCAGGCCACCUCUGUGACAGCGCGCGGCAGGAGCUGCGCCUGGCAGCCGCGCUGGUGCCAUUGGCCCGACGGCAUCUGGGAGCCCGCUGGGACCCGCGGCCCACUGCGUUCGACGCCUCCGCGUGGGGCAGAGGCGUCAUGCAGAAGCACGCGCCGGAGGAUUGGCUGGCGAAGGCCUCGGUGUUCAACGAGCGGCGGCGCUUCACGCGCUCCGAGGAGAGCGCAAUCACUGCCCGCGGAAAUCUGGAAGUCCCAGAUCUCGGCAUGGGCCCCGUGAUACGGCAGCGGGCCGCACUCUGUUUGAUCGGCCCCGUGUCUGUCUACCUACCUUCGAUGGGUGCCUUCCGAAAGGAACGCGGCCGAGCUCCAGUGGCGGGCCGCUGCGAAGUGCUGAGGCCGCCCGCGGGCCUGCCGGGCGCGAUGCUGCCGCGGCCGCUCGGCGCCACGAAGACGGCCCUGGGCAAGUUGACGAAGCCCUCGAGCCAGACCGCCCUGUCGACGGUGUCGCUGCUGAGUCGGCCGACCUCGCCGAUCGCCAGGGCGACGAGGCACCGCCCGCUGGGCCGGGGGGCCGGGUCGGCCGAGCUGGAGCCGAAUGCGCUGGAGCUGAGGAAGAGGCGGAGGCUGGAGAGGCACGGCAGCCAGAGGACGGACGCCGACGGCCCGAUGAGCUUCCUGGAGCGCCGCACCGCGCGGACGCGCACGGAGGCCAACUAUCGCAACCGAGCGGCCGCCUUCGAGCGUUGGGCCCGGGCGCCCAGGAUGCCGCUGGAGCCCGUGACCGCGCUCGACGCCGCCGUGGUGGCUUGGAUGAACGAGCAGUUCUUCGAGGGCACCGGGUUGGCGAGCGGCAGCUACCUCCUGGCGGCCCUGGGGCAUCUGCGGCCGGGGCUGGCUCGCGGGGCGCCCGAGCUGGUUCGGAGCCACGCUGCCAAGAGAGGGUGGCGGCUGCUGGCUCCGACCAAGUCUCGGUUGCCGAUCCCGCUCCCUGUGGCUGCCCUCAUGGCCAUCGCGCUGGCGCUCGAGGGAAAGCUGCAGAUGGCGUCGGCGGUGAUGGCGGCCUUAGCGUUCAUCCUCAGGCCAGCCGAGGUGAUGCGCAUCCGAGUCCAGGGUGCGAGCUCAAGGACGGGAGCGCACGACGAGUCGCUGGUGCUCGACAACCCCGAGUUCGCCUGGCUGGGAAACGUGCUGGACCUCCUCUGGCGGGAGGCCAAGGGGGACUACCUGUUCGGGUUCAACUACGCCGCGCUCACCGUUUUCAGGGGCGCAGCCGGGCUGAAGCAGCGGCGGCGCUGGAGCAGCGACACGUGCGCCCACAGGCACGCCAAGGGGGGCCGAGUCAACCAGGUGCUGGCCUCCCUCAGCGCAGCCAUGCGGAGGCACGGCGCCGACUGCGAAGCCAGACUUGCUGGCGGAGACACCCUCGGCCGACAAGCGUUGCCCAUUUACGAGAUCGACAUCCGCCAUCACCUGUCGCAUGACCUCACUGCGCGCAAGGGCCAGCGGAUCAUCCGAGGUCUCAUCCAGCGCGGCUUGGCGCGGGCCAUCUGGCUCGGGGUGCCCUGCAACACUUUCUCGCGGGCUCGAGAGUCUG